Zygosaccharomyces rouxii is the source of this 1902-nucleotide messenger RNA. It is a transcript of the gene MNE1, whose product is annotated as Mne1p. Gene Ontology annotation, biological process: Group I intron splicing. Gene Ontology annotation, cellular component: ribonucleoprotein complex. The coding region runs from base 1 to 1902 and encodes 633 amino acids. The record is from RefSeq and is a predicted model, not a curated record. The transcript has a single exon. Lineage: Eukaryota; Fungi; Ascomycota; Saccharomycetes; Saccharomycetales; Saccharomycetaceae.
AUGAGACCUUUUCCAGUCAAUGUUGUUGUCAAGAGAGGAUUCUCUAUGGAUGUGGGCAAGAUUGCCCGUGAUAUCUUGAUUGCAGAUCGCAGCACUUCAGAAAGGAAUAACCCUAGAUUGAACCAUUUACACAGAAAUAAUGCAAGGGAUUCAAUCACAGAUAAAUGGUUGAAAAAGGCGCUGACAAGGAAACAGCAUGCUUAUAUGCAAAAUGAGGUUACAAUUUACUCACCAGUAGUAUUGAAAACUUUACAAAAGUUGCGGUCUACCGACAACACAUCAGCGUAUUUUACACUGUUGAAUAAAAUAAGGGUGUCUGAUAUUACGUGGAUAUCACAAAAUGGAAGCCACAUUAGAAACAGAGAGGAAGUUCCAAUUGAAUUUUACCAUGAAGUCUCUAACAUGAUCUAUAGAAUGUCUUUGAAUUGUUCCGAUUUUAAAGAUUUCCGUGCAUUGGCAAAUUUUAGCAUAACGUUAAUGAGUGGAUACAACCAGUUGAUACGUUCAAGUUCAAACUCUCAAAUAUCUCACGAAACUAAGUUUUACAAAAAUUGCUUGUUAGUGGUAAUAAAGUCCGAAUCUAUCGCAGCCUUACUGGACGCCUUCAAAGAGAUGCCUCCUAGACAAAAUGGGCUCAAACCCUUAGCAGAACUAGUAUUUUACCAUCAGACGGGCCAAUUUAUAAAAUUGCUAGAAUUUUUGGAAGAAUUUAUUCUCACUUCUCUUGCGGAGAAAUCAAUUACAGGACAACAAAUAAAGGCCUUUUCUACUCCCUUAUUAAAUAUCCUGCAAUCCUGCUUGUUAAAUGGCGAGGAACAAAUCUGUUGUACUUUUUUGAAAAAACUAAAGAGGAAGUGGAAUUUUAAGAUGGAUGAACAUUCGUAUGUGGUUUUGAAGGAAUUAUGUGAGAGGAUGGGAAUGGAUCAAGUUCUCUUGACUCUAGCCGGUAAUAAGCAAGACUUGAGGACCAAAAUUGCGAGAAAAAAUAUGUCAUGGUCUGAAUACAUUAAUUUUUUGCAUCAAAGUCAAAUCGAUUUGUUUGAAGAGGAAUUACCAUUUGAUUAUUCCCAAAGCAUACUUUCUUCCGUUGGUCCCACUAUACAAGAUUGGAAAGCUUUCAUUGAUUCAAAUCCAUUACCAGAGGGGGCUAACGAUUCACUCAGGACAUUUUAUUUUAAUUCAAUUUUGGUCGAUUUGGCAACCCGCAAGAACAUCGGGUUUAUGCUAUCAAUGCUAGAAUUUCUCGUAUACAAAAGGGAAUUUUGCCAAUAUUUAAUCUAUUCGCAUAAAUUAAUAGGAUCUACAAAAAGCUCCGGUUUCCAUGCUCUGGUCAAAUCCAUUUCCAACAGUAACUCAUCCAAAAUCACAGCCUACACUUUGCAUGAUUUUCUACAAAAGCAUUAUCCAGACAUCGGUUUCCAAUUCAACGAUAAUGACUAUUACCAUUUGAUGAAAGCCUGUGCUUAUAAAGCAGAUCGUCAUACGAUUUACUACUUUCUCUAUCACUAUUUGAAAAAUCAAGGUCAUACUCUUUACACAGGUGCAGAAUCUGUUGAUUGGCGCCUACCGCAUCGCAUUUCUCUUCUCUUGAACCAGAUCAAUAACCCCAAACUUAAUAAACGGAUUAACGAAAUUGAGAAGAAUGCUAAAGAUCUUUUCACCGAAAGAAGAUUAAAUGGCUCUCAAGUGAAAGAUGAUGAUAUCCGAAGACUAUUUGGAGAGAAUUAUUCUCCGCGAAUCACGACCAAGACAUUAUUGUCCAUGGACGCGGUUGGUGAUCAAUUAGAAGACUUGAUACGCAAUCAAUCCGUUUAUUCCCUUUCCAUUGACCUAGAGUACUCAGAAAGAUUAUCAAACUGCUUAAGUUACACCAUCACACAUAGCUCUCCUGUUACAUCGUGA